This is a messenger RNA of Diaporthe citri, 1422 nucleotides long. RefSeq lists its product as uncharacterized. Gene Ontology annotation, biological process: transmembrane transport. Bases 1 to 1422 code for a protein of 473 amino acids. Gene Ontology annotation, molecular function: transmembrane transporter activity. Gene Ontology annotation, cellular component: membrane. The transcript is spliced from 3 exons. Lineage: Eukaryota; Fungi; Ascomycota; Sordariomycetes; Diaporthales; Diaporthaceae. The record is from RefSeq and is a predicted model, not a curated record.
AUGCCGGACGUCAACAAAUUAUCGGCGGCGGAGAAGGCGACGGAGUUGGGACUGCAAAGCAAUCCAUCGUCUUCUACUUUGACACCAAGUAUCGAUGAGAAGGUCCAGAGGAAACUCGUCCGGAAGAUUGACAUACUCGUUCUCCCAGCUCUCGCAUGUGGCCUCCUCACACACGCCAUAGACCGCUCCAACAUCGGCAAUGCAAAAUCAGACACCCUGGAGCGCGACCUCCACCUCGUGGGGAACCAGUUCCAGCUCCUCCUGGUGCUCUUCUACAUCCCCCUGACCCUCUCCUCGGUGCCCUUCUCCCUGCUGGCCAAGAGGUUCAGCCCGUCGCGCGUGCUCCCGCUGGCCAUGUUCGGCUUCGGGGCCGUCGCCAUGGCGGGCGCGGCGACGCGCAACUUCGGCGGGAUGCUGGCCUGCCGCAUGGUCCUGGGCGUCCUCGAGGCCGCCUUCCUCCCGCUGCCGAGCUACUACGGCAGCCUCUUCUACACGCGCCGCGAGCUGAGCCUGCGCAUCGCCUGCUUCUUCUCAGCCGUCAACGUCGCCGGCGCCGUGUCGGGCCUCAUCUCCUUCGCCGUGUUCCAGUGGCGCGGGCGCGCGCUCAGCGGGUGGCGUGCUGCCGCGGAGCGUCGAGUCGAGCCGCUUCUUCUCGCCCCCGAGGAGAAGAAGCUCGCGCGCGCGCGGCUCGAGGAGGGCACGCUGGACGCCACCGGGGCGGGAGGCAGCGAGGAGCUGGACAGGUUCCGCUGGGCGGACGCGCGCGACACCCUUCUGCGUUGGGAGAGCUGGGCGUUCAUGCUCAUGGCGCUCAGCUUCGGCGUCGCGCUGACGGGCGCGGCCAACUUCCUGCCGUCCAUGAUCCGGCGGCUCACCAGGGACUCGGUGCGCGCGAACCUGUUCACCAUCGGGCCGCACCUCACCGCCAUGGCGUGCCAGCUCGGCGCGACGUUCCUCAACAACCGCACCCAGCAGCGCGCGGUGCUCAUCGCCUCGUUCGCGGGUGUCGCGGGCCUGGCGUGGAUCCUCCUGGCCACGCUGGACCUCUCAGGCCGAAGGGGGGUCGACGUCGGCUACUUCCUCACUUACCUCCUCAUGGCUGGGACUUUUACGCCGCCGCCGCUCGUGACUGAGUGGAUCGCAAGCAGCAGCCCUACGUCCACUGGGAGGGCACUUCGGCUGGGCAUGUUCGCUACUGCGAUUCCGAUCGGUGGUAUUAUCAGCUCUGUUGCGUUCCGAGCGCAGGACGCGCCGGUGUACCAGAGGGGCCUGCUCACCUGUGCUUCUUUCAUCGUGCUUCUGGCGUUGCUGGCGGCGGUGAUGAGGGUGCACUUCGCGAAGCUGAACCGGAGAAUGGAUCGAGGCGAGGAGGUUGAUAUAGCCCCCGGAUUUCGGAGGCCCGAGUGGAGGCAUGCUCUAUAG